This is a messenger RNA of Arachis duranensis, 1287 nucleotides long. RefSeq names its product probable peroxidase 26. Bases 53 to 1066 code for a protein of 337 amino acids. NCBI's taxonomy places the organism in Eukaryota, Viridiplantae, Streptophyta, Magnoliopsida, Fabales, Fabaceae. The record is from RefSeq and is a predicted model, not a curated record. The transcript has 4 exons. Gene Ontology annotation, biological process: response to oxidative stress; hydrogen peroxide catabolic process. Gene Ontology annotation, cellular component: plasmodesma; plant-type cell wall. Gene Ontology annotation, molecular function: heme binding; peroxidase activity.
GUACUAGACACAUAACAAGCUAUUAAGGUUACUCUUAGUUGCAUAACACAAAAUGAGGAAAAUGAAGUGCAUGGCUUUGCCCUUAGUAGCACUUGCAUUGUUGAGUUUGUUUCUCAUAGCAGAUGCAGCUGGUGCACCUCCAAAGCCCAGGUUGCAGUGGCAUCACUACAGGAACUCGUGUCGUUAUGCCGAGGUGUACGUCCGCCACGAAGUUGAGUUGUUUUGGAAGAAAGAUAAAAGCAUUGCUCCGAAGCUUGCUCGCUUGGUUUAUUCAGAUUGUUUCGUCCACGGUUGUGAUGCGUCGAUAUUGCUUGACGAAGGAGCCAAUCCGGAGAAGAAGGCGCUACAGAACCAGGGGCUUGGAGGUUUCACAUUGAUUGACAAGAUCAAAACAGUGCUGGAUUCGCGAUGCCCCGGAGUUGUCUCUUGUGCUGAUAUACUCCAACUUGCUGCUAGGGAUGCUCUGAAACUGGCAGGUGCACCAGGUUAUCCAGUUUUCACAGGAAGAAGGGAUGGCAUGAAAUCAGAUGCUGCAUCAGUAGACCUACCAUCACCAUCCAUCACAUGGCAACAAGCUCUAUCAUACUUCCAAUCAAAGGGCUUGGAUGUACUAGACAUGACCACACUCCUAGGUGCACACUCAAUGGGAAAAACACAUUGUAGAUAUGUUGUUGAUAGGCUGUACAACUACAAUGGUAGUGGAAAGCCAGACCCAAGCAUGAAUGCUACUCUUCUUAACACCUUGAGAAAUCUAUGUCCACCUAGAAAGAAGGGAGAACAUGACCCAUCGGUGUAUCUAGACCCAGAAUCUGGACCCCAUUACAGCUUCUCAGAAUCAUACUACAAGAGGAUCUUAAGGCAUGAAGCUGUCCUGGAAAUUGAUCAACAAUUACUGUAUGGUAAUGACACUGUACAGAUCACUGAGGAAUUUGCUGCUGGAUUUGAAGAUUUUCGGAGAGCUUUUGCCGAAUCAAUGUACAAGAUGGGGAACAUCGAUGUUUUAACAGGAAACCAAGGAGAGAUACGCCAAAAUUGCCGAUAUACAAACAAGGCCAAAAGCAAAUGAGUGCAAAGUGAUAUCUUGUGCUGUUGAUCAAGGCUUGCCCAGUUCUAAAUUUAAACAUAAUUGUUGUGUUCUCAAGGUAAAGAAUAAAACAUGAAUAAGUAAAUGAAUUCCAACAGUUCAAGAGAAGUCACUUGAGAGAAAAAAAAGCUCUCUGUAGCACGUAUAAUAAUUUCUUCUGCCAAUAUAACCAUUCCAGUUGUUAUCAUCAACAACAAUGAUCU